Diaporthe citri is the source of this 450-nucleotide messenger RNA. RefSeq lists its product as uncharacterized. The record is from RefSeq and is a predicted model, not a curated record. The transcript is spliced from 2 exons. Lineage: Eukaryota; Fungi; Ascomycota; Sordariomycetes; Diaporthales; Diaporthaceae. Gene Ontology annotation, molecular function: methyltransferase activity. Bases 1 to 450 code for a protein of 149 amino acids.
AUGGACGGGGCACUCGAGCGUUUGAGGGAGCUAGCUGCAACGACCAAUGGUGCCAGCCGCCAGCAGCUUGGGGCGGAACUGUAUAGCCUGGCACAUUCCCUCGAAGAUUCCGAGACUAUCGUUGACCGGCUUGGGUAUUUGCACCUCCAAACAGUCGCUGUUAAGAUUGGCUUCAACCUUGGGCUCUUCAAACUGUUAUCCGCCUCCAAGAACAGCCUUGAGGCAGGACAGAUAGCUGACAAGCUCGGUGGCAACAAAGCACUCAUAGGUAAGACGUUUACAGCAUACGGCGCUGGACUGGACCUGACAAUGAUGUCUGCUUUCGCAGGGGCUGAGCGGGACGAGGCUCAAUGGCGGAGUCUGAUCGAAGACGCUGGGUUGAAUCUUGUCAAGGACUAUGACUACAAUCCGCUUGGAUAUGAGCGUGUGAUGGAGGUGCGCUUACCAUGA